GAAGCCGGAAAUAGGGAGGAGUGGGCUUGGGAGAGGUAGUUGAAGCACAGAAAUCGAUCGGAGAGGAGUCCCGAUUUUAUUUUUUGACAGAAUGAGCGGAUUCCGGCAGCAAAAUGUCGAUGACUUUUAUGAAAUGGGAGAGGAACUGGGCAGUGGGCAGUUUGCAAUUGUGCGGAAAUGCCGCGAGCGUUCUACCGGUGUGGAGUAUGCAGCCAAGUUUAUUAAGAAGCGCAGAUUGUCAUCUAGUCGCCGAGGUGUGAGCCGUGAAGAAAUUGAGAGGGAGGUAGACAUACUAAGAGAAAUUCAGCACCCCAACAUCAUCACCUUACAUGAUGUGUUUGAAAAUCGCACAGAUGUGGUCCUGAUACUUGAGCUGGUUUCUGGAGGGGAGCUUUUUGACUUUCUGGCACAAAAGGAAAGUUUAAGUGAGGAAGAGGCAACCAUGUUUCUGAAGCAGAUUCUUGAUGGGGUUCACUAUUUGCACCACAAGAAUAUUGCACAUUUUGACCUCAAGCCAGAGAAUAUCAUGCUUCUGGACCACAGCUCCCCCAGUCCAAGAAUAAAACUUAUAGAUUUUGGAAUUGCUCACAAGAUAGAAGCUGGGAAUGAAUUCAAAAAUAUCUUUGGAACUCCAGAAUUUGUAGCUCCUGAAAUCGUAAACUAUGAGCCAUUAGGACUGGAAGCUGAUAUGUGGAGCAUUGGAGUCAUCACAUACAUUCUCCUCAGUGGUGCAUCACCAUUUCUUGGAGACACCAAGCAGGAAACUCUGACCAACAUUUCAGGUGUGAAUUAUGAUUUUGAUGAGGAAUAUUUCAGCAACACUAGUGAACUGGCUAAAGAUUUUAUUCGUCGGCUAUUGGUCAAAGAUCCAAAAAAAAGAAUGACCAUUGAUCAGAGUUUAGAGCAUUCGUGGAUUAAGGUGAGAGGACCUUCAGCCCUUCACACUACAAAGGCUAUCAAGCGUCGAAAUGUCCGACAUGAGGACAGUGGAAAACGUCCUGAACGUCGUCGCCUGAAGACUACUCGUUUGAAGGAAUACACAAUAAAAUCACAUUCUAGCAUGCCCCCAAAUAACACCUAUGUGAAUUUUGAAAGAUUUAGCCAUGUGUUGGAGGAGCUAGGAGCAGCAGAAGAUGCACUUCGUGAGCUUCAAAAGAGUCAGGCCACCUCACGCGAGGACCUUUGCGCCCUGCGCUCUAUCUAUGAGGAAAAGGAAAGUUGGUACCAUGAAGAACAGGAAGGAGUUGGGCGCCAACUAGUAGGGCUCCGGCAAGAACUGCAGCGCAGAGAGGGUCAGCGUCGGCAGGUACAGGAGGAUUUAAGGGGAGCUAUGCUUAGUGCCAAUGCUCUGAAGAGAAGGUUUGGUAAACUGGAAAAUAGAUAUGAGGCCCUGCAGGUGCAGUUCACUGCAGAGAUGAGCUUUGUGGAAGAUUUAUUAAAAACUGUGGAGAGAGGUGGAGAUGGAUUAAGAGGGGUUUGCUGAAAAAUGUAUGUUUCUUUUCCCAAAUAACCUUGGAUUAUUUCAGUCCUACUAUUUAAAGACUGCAAUUGUACCUGAAUGCGCUUAUGCUCUUAUGUUUAACCACUUCCUGUACAUUCAGCGUUAGCAGGUAUGGACAGUAUUUAGUUCUGUACAUUGGCAUAGUCAUUUACACUUACAGUUUAGUGAUCCAGACCAAAAUUUGGUGUAGACAUUCCACAUACAUAUCUAUGCAAAUAAUGUGGAUUAUGUCCCCAUUCCUGUCCAAAGCACUGGAGUUACACCAGUGCACUUUAUUUAUGUACUGUUAUUAGACUGUUAUGUCCUGCACUAAAAUGCUUGUGUUGAAAAAUACUGUUCUGAAUAAUGGUAUCAAAUUGCACCUAUAUAAAAGAAAAAUAUUAUCUGACAACUUAAGGCUAUGUGGGUACAUGUGCUUGGACAUUACACCACUGUAUUAUAACUUAGAAUUGUCAUUCCAUCUAAAAAUAAAGGCUUAAUGUCCAUCAACUAAAA
Molecule: messenger RNA, 1996 nt
Organism: Xenopus tropicalis (tropical clawed frog)
Lineage: Eukaryota; Metazoa; Chordata; Amphibia; Anura; Pipidae
Gene: dapk3
Product: death-associated protein kinase 3
Exons: 8
Coding region: 92-1483 (463 amino acids)
Biological process (GO): intracellular signal transduction; apoptotic process
Cellular component (GO): nucleus
Molecular function (GO): protein serine kinase activity; transferase activity; ATP binding
Source: RefSeq, a predicted model, not a curated record